This is a messenger RNA of Elephantulus edwardii (Cape elephant shrew), 2198 nucleotides long. RefSeq names its product bone morphogenetic protein 5 (gene BMP5). The coding region runs from base 733 to 2097 and encodes 454 amino acids. The record is from RefSeq and is a predicted model, not a curated record. Gene Ontology annotation, biological process: SMAD protein signal transduction. Gene Ontology annotation, cellular component: extracellular region. NCBI's taxonomy places the organism in Eukaryota, Metazoa, Chordata, Mammalia, Macroscelidea, Macroscelididae. Gene Ontology annotation, molecular function: cytokine activity; growth factor activity. The transcript has 7 exons.
ACUCUUUAGAUCUGUCUUGAAGAGGGCUGGUAUAUUUGUGCCGGCUGAAGGUGGAGUUAACAGUAAGAAGGAGAAAGGGAUUGAAUGGAUUUACAGGAAGGUUUUUCAAGUAAAUUCAGGCAAACACAUUUACUUGAACAGUACAACCUUGAGUCUUACUUUACCCUAAGACGAUAUAAAAGAUGUUAAAGUUAUCACCAGGCUGCCGGACAAAUAUAUAUUCCAACACCAAGGGGCAGAUCAACAUAUAUCUGUGAUACAGAAAUCAGAAUUUGUCUUGGAAAGAGCUCAAGGGUUGAGAAGAACUCAAGAUCAAGGGAAGAUCACCUUGGGAGCUACAGUUUAUCAGAAGAUCAACUUUCGUUAAUUCAAAUACCAAAGGCCUGAUUACCAUAAAUUCAUAUAGGAAUGCAUAGGUCAUCUGAUCAAAUCAUUUUAGCCGUCUUCUGCUACAUCCAUGCAGCAAAAACUCUUAACAACUGUGGAUAAUUGGAAAUUCGAGUUUCAGCUUUCUUAGAAAUAACUACUCUUGACACAUUCUGCAAUAUUUAAAAUAGGACAGGAGAAUUAGGAAGGAUGUUGUGUUCGGAAAUGUCACUGACAUGAAGAAUAGGUAAAUUUGUUUUUUCAACUACUAGGAAAGUGUAUCUCUUAGGAACUUAGAAUUAUUAUUUUUUUUUUUUAAGAGGACACGAAGGACUAAAAAUAUCAACUUUUCCUUUUUGGACAAAAAUGCAUCUGACUGUAUUUUUACUUAGGGGUAUUGUGGGUUUCCUCUGGAGCUGCUGGGUUCUAGUGGGUUAUGCAAAAGGAGGUUUGGGAGAUAAUCAUGUGCACUCCAGUUUUAUUUAUAGAAGACUACGGAACCAUGAAAGACGGGAAAUACAAAGGGAAAUUCUCUCAAUUUUGGGGUUACCCCACAGACCCAGACCAUUUUCACCUGGAAAGCAAGCAUCCUCUGCGCCUCUCUUUAUGCUGGACCUAUACAAUGCCAUGGCCAACGAAGAAAACCCUGAAGAGUCGGAGUAUUCAGUCAGGGCAUCCCUGGCAGAAGACACCAGAGGGACAAGAAAAGGAUACCCAGCCUCUCCCAAUGGGUAUCCUCGGCGCAUACAGUUAUCUCGGACGACUCCCUUGACCACCCAGAGCCCUCCACUAGCCAGCCUUCAUGAUACCAACUUUCUGAAUGACGCGGAUAUGGUCAUGAGCUUUGUCAACUUAGUUGAAAGAGACAAGGAUUUCUCUCACCAACGGAGGCAUUACAAAGAAUUCCGAUUUGAUUUAACACAAAUUCCUCAUGGAGAAGCAGUGACAGCCGCUGAAUUCCGGAUAUACAAAGAUCGGAGUAACAAUCGAUUUGAAAAUGAAACAAUUAAGAUUAGCAUCUAUCAGAUCAUCAAGGAAUACGCAAAUAGGGAUGCAGAUCUGUUCCUGAUAGACACAAGAAAGGCUCAAGCUUUAGAUGUGGGUUGGCUCGUCUUUGAUAUCACAGUGACCAGCAAUCAUUGGGUGAUUAAUCCACAGAACAAUUUGGGCUUACAGCUCUGUGCAGAAACAGGGGAUGGACGCAGUAUAAAUGUAAAAUCUGCUGGUCUUGUGGGAAGACAUGGCCCUCAGUCAAAACAGCCAUUCAUGGUGGCCUUCUUCAAGGCAAGUGAGGUCCUUCUUCGAUCUGUGAGAGCAGCCAACAAACGGAAAAAUCAAAACCGCAAUAAAUCCAGCUCUCAUCAGGACUCCUCCAGAAUGUCCAGUGUUGGAGAUUAUAAUACAAGUGAACAAAAACAAGCCUGUAAGAAGCACGAGCUCUAUGUGAGCUUCCGGGACCUAGGAUGGCAGGAUUGGAUUAUAGCACCAGAAGGUUAUGCUGCAUUUUACUGUGAUGGAGAAUGUUCUUUUCCACUCAAUGCUCAUAUGAAUGCUACCAACCACGCCAUAGUUCAGACACUGGUUCAUCUGAUGUUUCCUGAUCAUGUACCAAAGCCUUGCUGUGCACCAACCAAAUUAAAUGCCAUCUCUGUGCUAUAUUUUGAUGACAGCUCUAAUGUCAUUCUGAAAAAAUACAGAAAUAUGGUAGUGCGCUCAUGUGGCUGCCACUAAUAUUAAAUAAUAAUGGCAAUAACUAAAAGAUCUGUAUUAAAGUUUAUGACUGCAAUAAAAAGUAUACUUUAAGAAAGAAAAUCCAGGGAAAUUUCCUAAAA